GCGAUGUCAGCGCGCGAGGCUGACGUGGCGCUCCUCUCCGCGUGCGCGGCCCCGCCCCCUGCCGCGGCUGCGCGUGCGCCCGCGGGUGGGUGCGCGCGAGUGCGGGCUGCUUCCGGGCGGUGUCGGCGGAGAAUGGUGCUGCUGGAGAGCGAGCAGUUCUUGACGGAGCUGACCAGGCUCUUCCAGAAGUGCAGGACGUCGGGGAGUGUUUUCAUAACGCUGAAGAAAUAUGAUGGCCGAACAAAACCAGUACCACGCAAAGGCCAUGUAGAAAGUUUUGAACCAGCAGACAAUAAAUGUCUUCUAAGAGCAACUGAUGGAAAGAAGAAAAUCAGCACAGUGGUGAGCUCCAAGGAAGUAAAUAAAUUCCAGAUGGCGUAUUCAAAUUUGCUGAGAGCUAACAUGGAUGGCUUGAAGAAAAAAGACAAGAAAAGCAAAAACAAGAAGAGUAAAGCAACACAGUGAUGAAAGAAUGCCCUACCAUCACUGUAACAGACUUGACCCUUGCUCAAAGCAAAGUCCAUUUCUUUUUGAGUUACCACUUGUCUUUGGCUUUCCUUCCAGCAGGAUACUGGGAUGUGAUCAGUACUUUUGUUUAAACUGAGAGCAGAAGGUGCUUUCUGUGGAUUGCUGUAUGGCAGGAGUAUCUACAAGGUUAUACUGAAAUAGCUUUACACUCAUCUGCCAACUAGUUUUGUACUUAUACUGCUGUUUGUUUUGUAUUAUACAAGUGGGCAGUGUAAAAUCCGUUUAGGGGUAACACGGGGUGAAGAGAAAUGUACCAGGAGCCAAAGUAAGACUGGAGCAGGCAUCUCAGUGACACAGGCCCAGGUUUAUAGAUAAGCCUCAGUACUAGGGAAAGUGGGUGCCAAUAUAUUACCAGGAACAGCAGCUUUCCUGUUUCUGUCUUAUUUUGAGGGACAUGAUACCCCUAAGGCAGCCAGCACGGUGCUUGAGCUCUUGCAGAGCCAGGCAGCUGUGCCUUUGCUCUGUGCUGAGCCAGCUGUGCUCACCCUGGCUCAGGGUGGGGGGAGGGCAUGACUAUGCAUCAUGUUCACUUCCGACAUGGCUUAAAAAUGCUCAUGUCACCUAUACUUUUUUAUAGCUUCAUUCUGCCGUAUAUUUGGGGAUCUAAAUUUCCCCUUACUUCACAUCUUAUAAAGUAGCUCCUUUCUAUGAGCAGAUGUAAAAGGUGAAUACUUAAUUGUUCCUAUUAAACACAAUGAGAAAUGGA
This is a messenger RNA of Neopsephotus bourkii (Bourke's parrot), 1234 nucleotides long. It is a transcript of the gene SRP14, whose product is annotated as signal recognition particle 14. NCBI's taxonomy places the organism in Eukaryota, Metazoa, Chordata, Aves, Psittaciformes, Psittacidae. Gene Ontology annotation, cellular component: signal recognition particle, endoplasmic reticulum targeting. The record is from RefSeq and is a predicted model, not a curated record. The coding region runs from base 4 to 465 and encodes 153 amino acids. Gene Ontology annotation, molecular function: 7S RNA binding; endoplasmic reticulum signal sequence receptor activity. The transcript has 5 exons. Gene Ontology annotation, biological process: SRP-dependent cotranslational protein targeting to membrane.